Messenger RNA from Salvelinus namaycush (lake trout), 1759 nucleotides. Its product is annotated as sodium- and chloride-dependent GABA transporter 2-like. The transcript has 14 exons. Gene Ontology annotation, cellular component: membrane. The record is from RefSeq and is a predicted model, not a curated record. Gene Ontology annotation, biological process: sodium ion transmembrane transport. Bases 1 to 1749 code for a protein of 582 amino acids. NCBI's taxonomy places the organism in Eukaryota, Metazoa, Chordata, Actinopteri, Salmoniformes, Salmonidae.
AUGCAGGAUGCCCAACAGAGGGUCAAUGAACGAGGCCAGUGGGAGAACAAAUUUGAGUUUAUUCUAACUGUGGCUGGCGCUAUUGUUGGACUUGGAAAUAUAUGGAGAUUUCCCUAUCUUUGUUACAAGAACGGUGGGGGUGCGUUCUUCAUCCCGUACAUCCUGUACUUGGUGACCUGUGGCAUCCCUCUGUUCAUCCUGGAGACGGCUCUGGGACAGUACACCAGCCAGGGGGGCAUCACCUGCUGGAGGAAAAUCUGCCCGCUGUUUGAGGGAAUGGGCUAUGCCGCCCAGGUGAUCACUAUAUAUGGAUGUAUGACCUACAUAGUGAUUCUGGUGUGGGCUUUCCUCUACCUGUUCUCAUCCUUCACUGCUGACCUACCAUGGGCUAACUGCAACAAUGCUUGGAACACAGAUGCUUGUGUGACAUUUGGCACCAAGAAUGCCAGCACCAAUUGGACUGUUCCACUCCUGAAUGUGUCAUCUUCCGUUGUGGAGUUUUGGCACCGGCGAGUGCUGAGAAUGUCAGAUGGAAUUGAGUCAUUGGGAGGCAUUAGAUGGGAGCUGGCUCUGUGUCUUCUGCUGUCCUGGGCCAUCUGCUACUUCUGUAUCUGGAAAGGAGUUAGGUCUACAGGGAAGGCAGCCUACUUCACGGCCACCUUCCCCUAUGUAAUGCUAGCGGUGCUAUUUGUCCGAGGAGUGACCCUUCCAGGAGCUAAAGAUGGCAUAUUCUACUACUUGUAUCCCAAUGUUACACGCCUAGCUGAUCCACAGGUUUGGAUGGAUGCAGGAACCCAGAUAUUCUAUUCUUACGCCAUAUGCCUGGGCUACCUGACCUCUCUUGGAAGCUACAACAAAUACAACAACAACUGCUACAAAGAUUCCUUCUACCUGUGCUUGUUGAACAGUGGGACCAGCUUCGUGUCUGGUUUCGCCAUUUUCUCCAUACUGGGUUAUAUGGCUGGGGAACAGGGUGUGGACAUCUCUGUGGUUGCUGAGUCAGGUCCUGGCCUGGUCUUCAUAGUGUACCCUCAGGCAGUGUCCUUGCUCCCCUGCCCUCAGUUCUGGGCUGUCUGCUUCUUCACCAUGAUCAUCCUGUUGGGAGUGGAUAGCCAGUUUGUCGCCCUUGAGAGCCUUAUGACCUCGGUAACGGACUUCUACCCCAACCUCAUCAGAAAGGGCUACCGGAGGGAGCUUCUGCUGCUGCUCAUCUGCUGCUGCUGCUACCUGGUUGGACUUAUCAUGAUCACAGAGGGUGGCCUCUACAUCAUCCAGCUGUUUGAUCAUUAUGUGUGCAGUGGUGCCACUCUGCUACUCCUCUCCAUAUGCCAGUCACUCAGUAUUGGAUGGAUAUAUGGUGCUGAACGCUUCUUUGACAACAUUGAGGAUAUGAUUGGCUACAGGCCCUCCUCCCUGCUGAAGUACUGUUGGCUCUACAUUACUCCAACUAUUGGCACCGUAACCUUUGUAUUCUCGCUGCUGAAGUACAGCCCUCUGAAGUUCAACAACACCUAUGUGUACCCGUGGUGGGCCUAUGGGCUAGGCUGGAUCCUGGCUAUGUCCUCUCUCUCUCUCAUCCCCAUCACCAUGGUCUACAAAUUGUACCAGGCCAAAGGGACGUUCUGGAAGCGCCUCCAGACAGUCUGUCAGCCAGCAGAUGACCUUCCUAUGAUGAAGAAGGAGAUGGCAGGUCUCUAUGCUCUGGACCGUGUUACUGAAGAUGAGAAGACCUACAACAAUAAUCUAUAGACUGACUGUU